Molecule: messenger RNA, 1860 nt
Organism: Dendronephthya gigantea
Lineage: Eukaryota; Metazoa; Cnidaria; Anthozoa; Malacalcyonacea; Nephtheidae
Exons: 11
Coding region: 856-1860 (334 amino acids)
Source: RefSeq, a predicted model, not a curated record
GCUGUUUGCUGUACUGGGAACGAGCUAUUUGUUAUUAUUGUGUAUUAUAAAUUCUAAAUAGAAGUUCGCCAAAAUGGCGGAUUCUUGCAAGCGUUUUAAGGCAUGCAAAAUUCGCGUUAAUACGCAGUCAACAAAGGGAAAAAAAACUACAAGACAUGUGCGUUUAAAUUCAAAGAACUAUUGCAAGAUUUCUCAGGAGUCAAGUUCGAGUAAGCAGAAGUCUUUCACAACGGGAAUGGAAGAAGAACAUGUUGAUGGUUCAAAUAUCGACGAUAUAAAUAGCAGCCAUGAAAGUGAUGACCAAGCUUUUUCUAGUCUUUCACGAUAUCACUUGCGCCGGGUGAAAGAGUAUCACAGUUGGGAAGAUGUGAGGGGGUCUCUUUUGCAAGCACGCAUUGAGGAAGAAGCUUUUUGUGACUAAAGUAUAAUGUGCAUCGAGUGCCAUAACAACUUCGCUGUUUGUCGCUGCGUGGAUUGUGGUCCUAGACAGUUGUUUUGCAUCAACUGCGCGAAAACUAUCCAUGUUGCUUAUUUUCUCAGGAUGGUUGUUUUGUUCCUUUAUUUGUUAAUCAUGGUGUUUUGACUCUUGAUCACCAAAGAAAUUGUCCAACUGCACAAGCACAAAACAUUAUUUGUAUUGAUGAAAAAGGGCAUCAACACUUGAAAUGGAUCAACUUUUGUAACUGUGAAGAUGCUGCAGUUACACUUGUAAAGUUCCAAUUAUGGCCAGGAUCAGCUGUUAGACCUCAGGUUGCAUUUCAUUUUAAGUUGGUUACACUUGCUGAGACACUUCUAUUGGAAUGCCAUGUAUCGUUAAAGAAAUUUUGUGAUGUGUUGGGCCUCAAUAAGUCCAAUAUGCUUCCUGUUUGGGUUAAGAAUCUGUAUAAAAUAUUGAAUGAUGAUUCUUUUGAUGAAUUUAGAUAUCACCAACAUUUGUUCAAAACAAUGAAACAAUUUGUCUUGCAACAAAAACCUGACAAUGUUUGCCCGUUAUGUCCUUUGCAGAGUGAAACUGAUACUGACAAGAAUGUUGCCAUUGAGUGCAUGGAUGGAUGUUUUGGGCUUGUGAGAAAAAAGUCUGCUGGUGCGAAUCUUUUACCUGCCAGACACAAUGGUACAUUUUUUGCCAAUCAGGAUGAUGUCGAUAGCUUUGUUGAUGACAACUCAAAGAAGGCAAAGCAAGCCCCUACUGAUUGCAAUGAAUUUAAAUCUGGUGAGGUUAGUAACAUGUUACGAUCCAAAGGAAGAAAUAAGCUUUUUGACGAGAAGGGAGUGUUUGGUAGAGUAUGCAGACAUGAAUACCCAAGGGGAUUUAUGAGUAUCAAACAUGGAGAAAGGAUAGCAUAUUCAGUGUAUGAGGUUAAAAAGCUUCUGUGUCAUUAUGAUGAGGAUACUGAUGUUAAAAUAAUGUAUGACAUUGCAUGUACUUUGUCUGCCCACCUAAAGAAAAACGAAGAGCAUACCAUUCUUGGACGCAUUGACUUGGCAAUUCCUGUUUUCCAUGCAUAUGGACAUAAAUCUUCUUGCCAGGUUGCUUUUGGUCCUAGAAGAAAGGAGGGAUUUGGCCUUACUGACGGUGAAGGAAUUGAAAGACUUUGGUCUUACCUCAGAGGAUUUUCAUCAAUGACAAAGGAAAUGACAGCUGGUCGAAGGGUUGACGUAUUAACAGAUGCGCUUCUUCACCAUGCAAGACAUCGUCUUCUACAGUUUGGUCCGGCAUUGUUGUCUAAAAUGCAAAAAACAAAGAAACUAAUGGAAAACUCAGUAGUACAGUUGGAGGAGAUCUUUUCAGAUUUAAAAGUUUCCUAUGGUACUGAUGUAAUUAACUCUUGGAUGAAAGCAGAAGAGAAAUGUUGUUAA